Syzygium oleosum is the source of this 491-nucleotide messenger RNA. RefSeq names its product phytosulfokines 3-like. The transcript has 2 exons. Gene Ontology annotation, cellular component: extracellular region. Gene Ontology annotation, molecular function: growth factor activity. Gene Ontology annotation, biological process: cell population proliferation. The record is from RefSeq and is a predicted model, not a curated record. Lineage: Eukaryota; Viridiplantae; Streptophyta; Magnoliopsida; Myrtales; Myrtaceae. The coding region runs from base 172 to 420 and encodes 82 amino acids.
AGCCAACAAGUAUCUUCCCUGGUUGUCUUGAUUUCACACCCAUAAACCAUUUGUCUUUGCUCCCUCUUCUUUGGCCUAUAAAUACCCCCCACAUGCAUAGUUCGCUUCUGUGAUUCUCUCAGCUCUUGCCCAAAAUUAAAAGUAAAAGCAUCCAACUCCCAGAAAUUAAACAUGGCCAAGAUGGUUGCUCUGUUCUUGAUGAUGUCUCUCCUCCUCUGCUCAACUAAAGCCUUCGGGGGGCGACCCGGAUCAGCCUUUCCUCAAGAAAACCCCAUGACAUCUCACCACGAGAGGGUCGAGGCGGAACACGUUGAGGGGGUUGAAGAGAGCUGCGAAGGAGUUGGCGAGGAGGAGUGCUUGACGAGGAGGACUCUCGCUGCUCACCUCGAUUAUAUUUACACUCAAAAGCAGAAACCAUGAAAACAUUAGUUGGAUUCUUGUGAUACAUAUGUAAUACUUUGGUAUAUAUUAAGAAAAUCACUGUCUUCAUC